Molecule: messenger RNA, 952 nt
Organism: Adelges cooleyi (spruce gall adelgid)
Lineage: Eukaryota; Metazoa; Arthropoda; Insecta; Hemiptera; Adelgidae
Gene: or
Product: AP-3 complex subunit sigma-1
Exons: 6
Coding region: 169-744 (191 amino acids)
Biological process (GO): intracellular protein transport; Golgi to vacuole transport
Cellular component (GO): AP-3 adaptor complex; intracellular membrane-bounded organelle; membrane coat
Source: RefSeq, a predicted model, not a curated record
UAACUAUUAUAAGUUAUUUUUUUCGUAAACUGAGAAAUUUGACGUUUAAUUAAAGUUUUUCUAUGAAGUGCAAAUAUUUUGUGGUGUGUUUGAAUUUUGAAGCAUUUUGAAAACUAGAUGUAUCUAUUAUUUAUUGGUAUUCGAAAUUUAAAAUAAUAAAACCUAAAUAUGAUCAAAGCAAUAUUAGUGUUCAAUAACUAUGGAAAGCCUAGGCUUUCUAAGUUCUAUCAAUAUUUUAAUGAAGAUAUGCAACAGCAAAUUAUCAAGGAAACAUUUCAACUAGUAUCAAAAAGAGAUGAUAAUGUUUGUAACUUUCUUGAAGGCGGAAGCCUUAUUGGAGGAUCAGACUACAAAUUGAUUUACCGUCAUUAUGCUACAUUAUAUUUUGUUUUUUGUGUGGAUUCUUCAGAAUCAGAACUUGGAAUUCUUGAUUUAAUUCAGGUCUUUGUUGAAACACUAGAUAAAUGUUUUGAAAAUGUUUGUGAGCUAGAUCUCAUUUUCCAUGUUGAUAAGAUUCACUAUAUAUUAAAUGAAUUAGUUAUGGGUGGUAUGGUUUUAGAAACCAACAUGACAGAAAUUCUUUCUCGGAUAGAAGAACAAAACAAAUUGGAAAAACAAGAAGCUGGUAUUGCUGGAGCCCCAUCUAGAGCUGUUUCAGCUAUGAAAAAUAUGAAUAUACCUCAACAGAUAAAAGACAUAAAGCUUCCAGAUCUCCCUCAAGCUAUAAAAGAACUUAAGUUCUGACAUCCAAAGAACAAACUUGUUUGUACAGAACCUUACCACAAUUAUACAAAUGGAGUUUAAUUAAUUGUUGUUUGAACAAAAUAUCAGGUUUUUAAUCUGUUCAGAAGUUAUUCAAUCAUUUUUAUGAUGUCUAAAUGUUUACUUUAUAUUAUAAUUUACAAUAAUAAUAUUAUAAUCAAUAACUAAAUAGAAGAAGUCAGCCAUAGUU